Molecule: messenger RNA, 1690 nt
Organism: Macrosteles quadrilineatus (aster leafhopper)
Lineage: Eukaryota; Metazoa; Arthropoda; Insecta; Hemiptera; Cicadellidae
Gene: mRpL37
Product: 39S ribosomal protein L37, mitochondrial
Exons: 6
Coding region: 422-1654 (410 amino acids)
Biological process (GO): translation
Cellular component (GO): ribosome; mitochondrion
Molecular function (GO): structural constituent of ribosome
Source: RefSeq, a predicted model, not a curated record
UAGUACUUUGUAGUGAGCGUAGUGUGUUAGUGUGUAGUGUUUAUGGUUGUGGUUAAAAUUUGGAAUCACAUUUAUUCAGUGAAUAGGUCGUGUUAAAUUAACUACCGUUUAGUAAAAUUGUGAUCUCUGCAGUUACCGUAAUAGGCUACUAUCAAAUGGCAGGAGCCCCGAAAUAAUUGAAAAACAAAGCUACUCAAACAUAAUCAACAAUUAAUAAGGCUUUCUUCAGAUGCUAAAAUAGGCUAGGCCUAUUUUUAGUUGGGAUAUCCUAAUGGUUUUUAUUUGUGUAUGCUACAAAAUGAAUUAGCCCUACGAAAACGCAGUGUAUAAUCAUAAGAUAUUAUCUCUGAUAUUAAGGCCUAGUUAAAAACUUUUGUUAGGUUAGAUUAGAAUUAAUUACUAUAGGCCCUAAUCCUCCGCCAUGAGAUUGACACUACCCCUUACGAAACAUAAUUUAUACCGACUCAUGAGAAACCAGUGGAAAACAGCAAGGAAAAGGCGUGUCGUUGAGACUCAAUCCAUAUCAGUUUUAAAAGAAAGGAAUAUUGAGUUCAUUGAUGCAAAUGAAUAUGUCAAAACUCCUCUACCAAAUUUUGAUUUCUCUACCGUUGUUGGACUUGCUCCUAAGCCAUUGUUGAAAGAUGAAAAUCACCCCAUGUACAAGGAGCAGCCUUGUUACAUCCACCACGAUGGGUCUGUUCUUAUGGAAGGAAUGCAGCAGGCUUUGGUUCUCACCAAUACUGUUCAACUUGAGACUGACAAACUACCCGAACAGAUAGAAGCAUUGAUUGACAAGGUCAAACUAAAAGAUCAAGAUUCUCUUGUGAAAAGGUGUAUUAAAACAUCUUGUUUGUAUGAUGCUGAACAGAAGAAACUGGCAAUACGUAAAGACCCAGAGAGGCCAGCAUGGAUUUUCCCAAGAGAUUAUGGCAUUACAGAAACUAGGAAAAACCGCAUGAUCUGCAACCGCUUGGUCCACCUGUGUUCUCUCGCCUGCCCAGACAUCAGCAGACAACGGAUGGUGUUCAAUGAUGUACCCAUGUCUGUUCCACUUUAUUGGGAGGAAGAUCCCCUCGAGUUUCGCAUGCGAAGUGAUGUCUUCAUCUCCUCAGAGAAGCCCUUACCUGCAAUAGUUAGCCCAUCAGUUGCAGAAAGCUGUAUCCUUCCAGACCUCAUGGUUAGCCACCCCGUCAUCUCAUUGGACGAGAGUAACUUUUAUGAGUUUAAGGACAUUUUCCCUAUAAAAGAAAAUGCCAAGUAUGCCAAUGUACACACAAUCAUGGUUCAUUACAAUCAUCAAGAAGUGAAGAACAUUUACGAGAGAAACGUAGAAGAGACCCAGAUCCAUGGCAGGGCUCUACUGAAAGCAUUCACAGCAGCUGUAGCUCAAGCACGUUACAACUAUGGGGCUGAUGUAAAAGAUUUACCGAAACCUGUUGUGGUGCAGUGCCUACAAACAGAUGGAAGACGUUUCGACUUCAGUGUUUUUCAACUUAACACUGCUGAUUUGUUCAGCUCUAUACACAAUAUUUACUGGAGUCUCCCUGCAAUGAAUUUGUAUGAAAACUGUUCAUAUGUACAGGGUAUCCCUGUUUUAGAAGGAUACAAUCCUCAAGUCUUUAAACAUGUGUUAGCAUUUUAUAACUUCAAUUAAUAUAUGUCAAUAUAUUGUAUUGCCUUAGUUUAGUAA